This is a messenger RNA of Racocetra fulgida, 141 nucleotides long. NCBI's taxonomy places the organism in Eukaryota, Fungi, Glomeromycota, Glomeromycetes, Diversisporales, Gigasporaceae. The record is from the annotation of a GenBank genome assembly.
ACGAUGAAAUUUACAAAACCCGGAUUAUCAGAACACGAUUUAUAUGCUAAAAUAGACUUUGAAUGUCGCAUUCGAGGUGCACAGUUUCUCGCUUAUGUUCCUGUAGUAGCUGGAGGGAUUAAUGCACUAACAAUGCAUUAU